AAGUUCAUAGACAGACCGAAUGAGAAUGGAGGAAGAAACUGACAAAACAGCCCCACACCCCAAAGGGUUGAAGGUGUGAGUGCAGCAGGUUUACAUUCUGCAGAUUCCUCAGCGUUCUGAUAAACUACAUAAAGACACUUUGAGCAGUGACAGUCAUCAGCUGCUGCAUCCUCUGUUUCAGUCAACACCUCAGCAAAGAUGGCAUCAGGAUUUCAUUUUGCUCUGUUGCUCUGUGUGACCAGCGGACUGCUGUCUGCAGCUUCUUGUUGUGAAGAAGACAAAAAGAAGGAUUGCCCAGCUUCCUGCCCUGACGGCUGGACUCGGUUCGGCUCUCGCUGCUUCAUGUUCCACUUCACUCCGAAGACCUGGAUUGAAGCAGAGAAAACAUGCCUGUCCUUCAGUGGGAAUCUGGCUUCGGUCCACAGUGUUGAGGAUCAUACCUUCCUCAAAGAGCACAUUCGCAGAGUUGCUGGUGCCAACAGACUUACCUUGAUUGGAGGCUUUGAUGCUGUGAAGGAGGGCGUGUGGCAGUGGUCUGAUGGAACCCCAUUCGACUACACACGCUGGUCUCCAGGGCAACCGGACAAUUAUGGCAAUAACGAGCACUGUUCCCAUAUGAACUGGAAUGACAACUUCUGGAACGAUCUGUCUUGUACCUAUAAAGCAUCUUUCGUGUGCUCCAAAAGUCUGUGA
This is a messenger RNA of Centropristis striata (black sea bass), 693 nucleotides long. RefSeq names its product galactose-specific lectin nattectin-like. The coding region runs from base 199 to 693 and encodes 164 amino acids. The transcript has 7 exons. NCBI's taxonomy places the organism in Eukaryota, Metazoa, Chordata, Actinopteri, Perciformes, Serranidae. The record is from RefSeq and is a predicted model, not a curated record. Gene Ontology annotation, molecular function: signaling receptor activity.